UUCACCUUCACCCCUCUCCCUCUCUCGCUCCAAUGGAUGCGACUGAAAAACCUAACAAAGGCAACCCUUCCUCUCUCCCUCUCUCUCCAAUGGACGCGACUGAAAAACCUAACCAAGAAAAUCCAGGAGGAGAAAGCCAAGUUAGGUCCUAUGAGUGUACUUUUUGCAAUAGAGGCUUUGCUAAUUCACAAGCCUUAGGUGGUCACAUGAAUAUUCAUCGAAAAGACAAAGCUCAACUCAAACAGCAUUCAAUUGACUAUUACCGUCAACUUUGCAUUGAAAUCCCAAAGAAUACUGUUUCACCUUCGUUUCCGCCAUAUCCAUCAAUGGCAGACUUUAAUAAGUCUAGUCAAAAUCUCUAUAGCUCCAUCAACUGGGCUUGGUUUCAUAAUCCACAACAACCUCAACUAUUGCAAGGACAAAAAUCUGGCUCCGGCGGCGAAAUGGGUUCACCGUCAAGUCCAGUUCCAAAGGUAGACCUUGAACUGAGACUUGGUCCUGAGCCUCAAGGCUCAUCAUCACCGCCACCUGCAACUGAUAAAAAAAGGUUCUUUUGAACCUUUUUCUUUCAAGUUUGCAUAUGCUUUCUGAAUAAUGAGGAGGUGCAAUCCCCUUGGGGGUUGGGGCUAAAAGGUUUUUAGCUCUCGGCAAAAUGUGCUUCCCAUAAUCGAACUUGUGUCUCACUUUUAAGUGGUUAAGGUGGUUUACCACCCACAAGUUUAUUUUACAUAUUUAAUAAACUAUAUAUUGUUCUAAAUUCUCUGUGAAUCAUGAAUAAUAUAUUUUAUAUA
Molecule: messenger RNA, 791 nt
Organism: Jatropha curcas
Lineage: Eukaryota; Viridiplantae; Streptophyta; Magnoliopsida; Malpighiales; Euphorbiaceae
Product: zinc finger protein GIS2
Source: RefSeq, a predicted model, not a curated record